Messenger RNA from Fukomys damarensis (Damara mole-rat), 2519 nucleotides. RefSeq names its product solute carrier family 16 member 7 (gene Slc16a7). The transcript has 6 exons. Gene Ontology annotation, biological process: transmembrane transport; monocarboxylic acid transport. Gene Ontology annotation, cellular component: membrane. Lineage: Eukaryota; Metazoa; Chordata; Mammalia; Rodentia; Bathyergidae. Bases 276 to 1727 code for a protein of 483 amino acids. Gene Ontology annotation, molecular function: monocarboxylic acid transmembrane transporter activity. The record is from RefSeq and is a predicted model, not a curated record.
AGAGAAUCUCUGGAGACUUGUGUGCAAGUUUGCUUCUGGCUAAAAGUUAAUGAUCAGUUACUUCUGUUCUCAGCUCUGAGCCCUGAGAAAGUAGCAAACUCAAGUUUUCUCUCUAUUCAGGUAAUCCAGAGUCUGCUCUCUCUCUCUUUUUUUUUAAUAUUGCCUUCACACAUUGCACCUCAGUGUAAAGUGACGAGUCCACAUACAACCCUUAGAAAGCUGUUUAAGGGGGCACCUGUUAACAGAUUAUUUGAAUUUCAAAUAAAGGAUCAGUAAUGCCACCAACGCCAGCUACCCCGCCUCAGUACCCACCUCCUGAUGGAGGGUGGGGCUGGGUGGUAGUUGGAGCUGCUUUUAUAUCCAUUGGGUUUUCAUAUGCAUUCCCCAAAGCAGUCACAGUGUUCUUCAAAGACAUUCAGGAAAUAUUCAGCACAUCCUACAGUGAAAUAGCCUGGAUAUCAUCCAUAAUGCUGGCUGUUAUGUAUGCAGGAGGUCCCAUCAGUAGUAUUUUGGUGAAUAAAUAUGGCAGCCGGCCAGUGGUAAUAGUCGGAGGCUUGCUGUGCUGUUUGGGUAUGAUUUUAGCCUCUUUCAGCAACAGCGUAGUGCAGCUUUACAUCACUGUGGGCUUCAUUGGAGGUUUAGGUUUAGCCUUCAACCUGCAACCAGCCUUAACAAUAAUUGGCAAAUACUUCUACAGGAAACGACCCAUGGCAAAUGGAUUGGCCAUGGCAGGAAGUCCUGUGUUCUUAAGUACAUUGGCGCCUUUCAAUCAGUUUCUUUUUAAUACUUAUGGCUGGAAGGGAAGCUUUUUGAUUUUAGGAGCUAUAUUUUUGAAUGCCUGUGUGGCUGGGGCCCUCAUGAGGCCCCUUGGACCCAAACAAACUACUUCUCACUCUAAAAAUAAGAUUGCCAUAAGAGAGGGAGUUUCGGGUUCAAAGAAAAUCCAGAAGAAAUCAAUAGCACAAAAAAUUAAUCAGUAUUUAGAUUUCUCCCUUUUUAAGCAUAGAGGAUUUCUGAUCUACCUCUCUGGGAAUGUCAUUAUGUUUCUAGGAUUUUUUGCCCCUGUUAUAUUCUUGGCUCCGUAUGCUAAAGACCAGGGAAUAGACGAGUAUUCUGCAGCUUUCUUGCUGUCUGUAAUGGCUUUUGUUGAUAUGUUUGCUAGGCCAAGUGUAGGGAUAAUUGCAAACUCCAAACUUAUCAGACCACGAAUCCAGUAUUUCUUCAGCUCUGCAAUCCUGUUCACUGGAAUGUGCCAUCUUUUAUGCCCUCUGGCCAAGGAUUACACAAGCCUGGUGAUAUAUGCUGCAUUUUUUGGCUUUGGGUUUGGCAGUGUUAGCAGUGUCCUGUUUGAAACUCUCAUGGACCUCGUGGGUGCUCAAAGGUUCUCCAGUGCUGUGGGCCUUGUCACAGUUGUGGAGUGUGGCCCGGUUCUUCUUGGCCCUCCUCUUGCCGGUAAAUUGGUGGAUGUAACUGGAAAAUAUGAAUACAUGUAUAUGUCCUGUGGGGCUAUUGUGGUAGUGGCAAGCAUAUGGCUGCUUAUUGGCAAUGCUAUAAACUAUAGACUGCUCGCAAAGGAAAGGAAGAAGGAAGAAGAAGCAAGGAAAAAAGAUGCACAGUCACACGAAGCCAGAGAAUCUGAACCCUUGAGCACAUGCAAAGAUGAUGAAGUUACUGUCAAAGCUCCAAAAGCACAGAAUACUCCUUCAGAAAGAGAAACUAACAUUUAAGAAGAAUCACAUCUCUGAAUUGGGUUUAUGAAUUUACUUAGGAGUUUGUGCUUUUUAAAAUAUUGGGAAAGUUUUCGCUGAUGCCAGCAGUUACAACUAAAGAGGGAAAAGAGAUUUUCCUAAAUAGCAAAUUAUAAAUUAGUUUUUGAAAACUUAUAUGAGUAGUUAAAUUUUGAGAUUAUGCACACUUGUAAUCCAUGCAAUUGGUGUAUUUCCAUACAUGACUCAGGAUUUCGUCGUUAAAAUACAAAUUUCAGCUUCUUCCAGUGACUUCUGUUCUUAGUUAUAGAAAGAGAUUUGAAUCUCAUACCCCUGGUUUAAUUAAUUAGAAGGAAUAUUUUUUAAUCCCAUUCAGUGAUCUUCACAUUUCCUUUAUAUUUGAUAUUAAAGCAUGAAAUGAGGUGAUCUUAAUUCCAAAAUGCAAAUGGCUGCUAUAAAAAGUAUUUGAUAUAUAAAAUGACUUUGAUAAAAAAGAUUACAUUUCACACCAUUACUUCUGGACACUUAGGCUAGAUUAAUCCAGACAUAUGAUUUCUUUGAGGGGUUGCCAUUAGUAUCUAGUUCUAAAAAAUGGAACCCUCGAAUGAUUUUUCAGAAUUCUUACCUAACAGUAAAUUGGAUUAAAAAUAUGAAUGGCACCUUGCAAUUAACUAUGUCCACUGAUUUUUUAAAAGGUAUUUUAGUUCUUAAUUAAAAAAGUAAUAACCAGAGAUUUCUUCUAACUAGAUCUCAGUUAAUAUCCACUGUUGAACUGAAUAUCAAAGAAUGAUCCGGAAUCCUACCUGACAGAGA